AAAUUCCCUUUCCACAGCAUAUUUCUUCCUCUUUCUGUUAACCUGGCAUAGGGGAGCAGCUGCUGUGUACUAAUCGCCAAACCUUGAAACUUAAGCAAACAUGGGAAAGGAAAAGGUCCACAUUAACAUCGUGGUUAUCGGCCACGUCGACUCCGGAAAGUCCACCACCACCGGUCAUCUCAUCUACAAAUGCGGUGGCAUCGACAAGAGAACCAUCGAAAAGUUCGAGAAGGAAGCUGCCGAGAUGGGCAAGGGCUCCUUCAAGUACGCCUGGGUGCUGGACAAACUGAAGGCUGAGCGUGAGCGUGGUAUCACCAUUGACAUUGCCCUCUGGAAGUUUGAGACCAGCAAGUUCUACAUCACCAUCAUUGAUGCCCCUGGACACAGAGAUUUCAUCAAGAACAUGAUCACUGGUACUUCACAGGCUGAUUGUGCUGUGUUGAUUGUGGCUGGUGGUGUCGGUGAGUUUGAGGCUGGUAUCUCCAAGAACGGACAAACCCGUGAACACGCCCUCCUGGCCUUCACCCUGGGAGUGAAGCAGCUUAUCGUUGGAGUCAACAAGAUGGACUCCACCGAGCCCCCAUACAGCCAGACUCGCUUUGAGGAAAUCACCAAGGAAGUCAGCGCCUACAUCAAGAAGAUUGGUUACAACCCUGCCACUGUUGCUUUUGUGCCAAUUUCUGGAUGGCAUGGGGACAACAUGCUGGAGCCCAGCAGCAAUAUGGGCUGGUUCAAGGGAUGGAAGAUUGAGCGUAAAGACGGUAAUGCUAGCGGUAUUACUCUUCUGGAGGCUCUGGAUGCCAUCCUGCCACCCUCUCGCCCCACUGACAAGCCCCUCCGGCUGCCCCUGCAGGACGUCUACAAGAUUGGAGGUAUUGGAACUGUGCCCGUGGGUCGUGUGGAGACUGGUGUGCUGAAACCUGGCAUGAUUGUUACCUUUGCCCCUGUCAACGUGACCACUGAAGUCAAGUCUGUUGAGAUGCAUCACGAGUCUCUCCCUGAGGCUACUCCUGGUGACAACGUUGGUUUCAACGUCAAGAACGUGUCUGUGAAGGACAUCCGUCGUGGUAACGUGGCUGGAGACAGCAAAAACGACCCACCAAUGGAGGCUGGCAGUUUCACUGCUCAGGUCAUCAUCCUGAACCACCCUGGCCAGAUCUCUCAGGGUUAUGCCCCUGUGCUGGACUGUCACACUGCCCACAUUGCCUGCAAGUUUGCUGAGCUGAAGGAGAAGAUUGACCGUCGUUCUGGCAAGAAACUUGAGGACAACCCCAAGAACCUGAAGUCUGGUGAUGCUGCCAUUGUUGAGAUGAUUCCUGGCAAGCCCAUGUGUGUUGAGAGCUUCUCUACGUACCCACCUCUUGGUCGCUUUGCUGUGCGUGACAUGAGGCAGACCGUUGCUGUUGGUGUCAUCAAGGCCGUUGAAAAGAAGGCUGCUGGUGCUGGCAAGGUCACAAAGUCUGCACAGAAGGCUGGCAAGACCAAGUGAAUUCUCAUUCCAGCUGUUCUAGAGGUUGUGGGGCAUCCUGUCUCACCACCUGAAUUUUUUCUAAACCUGGGCACUCUACUCAAGGACUGGCUAAUGUUGAUUAAGACUCAUCGUAAGAAUUUUCGCAGGAAAGGAAUCCAUUAUGGAUAACUGUUGUGGCUUCAUUGUUUGAAUAGCCUCUUUCAGUUGUUAAUUUGAGUUGAAGGGUUUAGAACUGCACCUGUUGCCACAGUUAUAUUGGAAAGCUGCUGAGUAACUAAUAAACUGAUUAAAAAAUUGCAA
Molecule: messenger RNA, 1771 nt
Organism: Trichomycterus rosablanca
Lineage: Eukaryota; Metazoa; Chordata; Actinopteri; Siluriformes; Trichomycteridae
Product: elongation factor 1-alpha
Exons: 8
Coding region: 101-1489 (462 amino acids)
Biological process (GO): translational elongation; translation
Molecular function (GO): GTPase activity; translation elongation factor activity; GTP binding
Source: RefSeq, a predicted model, not a curated record